Molecule: messenger RNA, 813 nt
Organism: Fragaria vesca subsp. vesca
Lineage: Eukaryota; Viridiplantae; Streptophyta; Magnoliopsida; Rosales; Rosaceae
Exons: 1
Coding region: 34-576 (180 amino acids)
Source: RefSeq, a predicted model, not a curated record
AAUCACUUUUCAGCUCCCAUUCAGCUCAAAACAAUGAAGAGAGAGGGUCGCCAACACGGAAUGGUUCGGACAUACCGGGUUCUACCCGCUACAUUGAACCCGAGGGCCGAGACCCGACAUGUCAACAAGUUCGACUCCCUCCCCACGGCAGGGUUGUUCACCAAAGUGUCCACCAGGCCCAACAACCACUCGAAAUACACGAGCAAGUGCACCAAACCCAAGUGCACCGAGUGUCGCAUCCACCCGGCUAGUAAGUCCAAGGACAAGACCAAAGGUAACCAAAAGCUCAAAUCAAGUGAUGUUGUGACCAACCACAGGUUGGUCACAUGGCGUGUCGUGGAUGGGCGAUCCGGAUUGAAUUUUUCUGGAUUGUCCGCCACGGGGAUUUUGGAUAAUUUGUCUAGUGGUUAUUAUGAUACUCAUGAUGGUGAUGAAGAUGAGAAAAACGAAAUCGAUGAUGUUGACGAAAAUGGGAGUAUCGGUAGUGAAGAGGUGAUGAGUUGCUGUAAUGUGGAUAAUGUGUUCGAUUAUCAAAUUGAAGAAGAUGAAGGUUGGUGCCUAGUUCCCCAAACAUGAUGUGGAUCAAGUUGGUCAACGCAUCCGUUUUCUCUUGGUUUGGUCUUUGAUUGAUGAACAAGGUGUUCUUGUUGCUUUGGCCUAUUUGGAGAUAGAGAAGCAUCGACCAUUAUAAGAAGGGGAUGCUAGAGUGCUCUGUCUAUGUUCCAUUUGCUUUCUGUUUUGUUUAAUUGCUGAUGCAGGGCUGUAGAUUAUACUCUUACUGAAAGGAAAAAGAGGACUAAUUUGGUCUUGUAA